This is a messenger RNA of Alternaria burnsii, 273 nucleotides long. RefSeq lists its product as uncharacterized. The transcript has a single exon. The record is from RefSeq and is a predicted model, not a curated record. NCBI's taxonomy places the organism in Eukaryota, Fungi, Ascomycota, Dothideomycetes, Pleosporales, Pleosporaceae. The coding region runs from base 1 to 273 and encodes 90 amino acids.
AUGGGUUUCUUCGUCCCCCUGGCCCUCCUUAUAGCAGCCGUUUGGUGCACUGUCGGCAUCCUCCUUGCAAAAUGGCUCAAGCAAUCUGGUCACGCGCGGCCGUUUAAAGGAAGAACUUUCAGCAGCAGGGAGUUGUAUGGUGGUGGUGUGGGGUAUGGGAGAGUGGAAAAUAGUUUUGGACAAGGAGCGGCGAGUGAGGGGAGAGGGCAAGAAGGCAGGGAGAGGGGGGUCGGUAUUCCUCUGACAGGGGUAGGAAGGGUUAAGGGUGUUUGA